GAUGGAUAUCAAUUCUCGAAACUGUGAAGUAAAGAACAACAUGCCAUCACAAUUUGGGAAAUCAACAAAGAUAGACUCAUGGAGAUGCAACAUAAACUUUCAGAGACACCCAAACUAAAUGUUGCAGCCGGCCGGACCACCUGCUCCAUUUUCAAAAUCCCACAAACCCUAAUCGACAUCAACGGUAAAUCAUACGAACCACACAUCGUCUCCGUUGGACCCUUCCACCAUGGCCAGCCGCACCUCGAGAUGGUCGAGGAGCACAAGUGGAGGUUACUCCGUCAGUUACUUAACCGAACACAAACUAAAGGGAUGGUCCUGGAAGACUUCUUGAGGGCUGUGCAACCGCUAGAGGCCACGGCCCGAGAGUCUUACUCAGUGACCAUCCCUUAUAACACAGACGAGUUCAUCGAGAUGAUGGUGCUCGAUGGUUGUUUUAUAAUUGAGCUUUUUAGAAUGCUUGGUGGAUUGGUGGAGGUUGAUGAGUACGAUCCACUAGUAAGCAUGACGUGGAUCGUACCCUUUUUCUUUCGGGAUCUGAUUAGGUCAGAGAAUCAGAUCCCCUUUUUUGUUCUCGAAUGUCUAUUUGAGUUGACAAAAACGCCAAAAAGCCCAACGCUAGCUACGCUAGCGUUGGGCUUUUUUAACCGCACUUUACAAAGACCUGAUAACGUUUUGGAGAAAUGCUCCAACGUUAAAGCCAAACACUUGCUCGACCUUCUUCGAUCGAGUUUCAUUCCAUUGGAACUCGAACAUUGCACCGAACCCGGCAACCUCCCACCACCGCAUAUAAUUCACAACAUCUCAAAGCUCAAGCGAUCGGGAAUCAAACUAAAACCAUGGGAAGCCGAAAGCUUCCUCAUGGUUAAGUUCAAACACGGUGUAAUACACAUGCCCACGAUAACAAUCGACGACUUCAUGUGUACGUUUUUAUUAAACGCGGUCGCGUUUGAACAAUGUCACAGUGGAUGCUCUAAAAUCUUUACUACAUACGUGACAUUGCUUGAUUCUUUAGUAAACACAUCUAAAGACGUUGGACUAUUAUGUGACCAAAAUAUUAUUGAGAAUUAUUUAGGUACUGAUGCUGAAGUUGCAACUUUUUUCAACAAUAUGGGAAAGGAUAUUUCUUUUGAUAUAGAUGAGUGUUACUUGGCUCGGUUAUUCGAUGAUGUGAACCGGCAUUAUCAUAGCGGGUGGCAUACGCAAUGGGCGGGUUUAAAAUACACGUAUUUUAGCACACCAUGGUCGUUUGUAUCGGUGAUGGCAGCUUCCGUUUUGUUAGUUUUUACCGUUGUGCAGACGAUUUACACCAUCCUCGGCUACACCCGUCCUCGUUGA
Helianthus annuus (common sunflower) is the source of this 1338-nucleotide messenger RNA. RefSeq names its product UPF0481 protein At3g47200. The transcript has a single exon. Lineage: Eukaryota; Viridiplantae; Streptophyta; Magnoliopsida; Asterales; Asteraceae. The record is from RefSeq and is a predicted model, not a curated record. Bases 79 to 1338 code for a protein of 419 amino acids.